This is a messenger RNA of Dryobates pubescens (Downy woodpecker), 3446 nucleotides long. It is a transcript of the gene SYNPO, whose product is annotated as synaptopodin. Gene Ontology annotation, biological process: positive regulation of actin filament bundle assembly; spine apparatus assembly; modification of dendritic spine. Lineage: Eukaryota; Metazoa; Chordata; Aves; Piciformes; Picidae. The record is from RefSeq and is a predicted model, not a curated record. The transcript has 4 exons. Bases 1 to 3216 code for a protein of 1071 amino acids. Gene Ontology annotation, cellular component: spine apparatus; actin cytoskeleton; stress fiber. Gene Ontology annotation, molecular function: actin binding.
AUGGGGCCGCUGGGAGGGAAGGAAAAUGAGAGCUGCCAGCGGCAGCCCGAGGGGCUCAACGGGGACACAACAGGACCCUCAUUGCAUGAUGGCAGCCUGGCCUUGGUGGCUGAGCCUGCAGCCCCCCAGAAAAGCCCCAAGUCUGCCCUAGAGCUGCCCACCACAGCAUUCAGUCUCACGGCUAACCCCGACCAGGAGUGGAAAGUGGUGAAGAUCCAACAGGUCCUCCUUGACGCCAGCGGUGAGCCGAGGAAAGCAGGGCAGGGCCACCGGGGGCAGCCGGGGCGGCGGGGCGGCUGCCGGUGCCGCCGGGGAAGGGUGACCCGUCCCGUCCGGUCGGGCAGGCGGUGCUGGCAGGGGCAGGGCCGACGGGACCCAUCACCCCCCAGCCCCGGCCCCCUCCCGCUGCUCCCCCCCCCCGGGCCCGUUCCGAGGGCGGAGCUGCCGCAACUUUCCUGCCCGCCGCCUCCUCCCCGGUGCAGUCGGGCUGCGAGGGGCGGCGGCGGCACCGGCACCGGCACCGCGGGUCUCUCCCGCAGUGCCAGCCUCUCGGAGAAGGAGCUGAAGGAGGCGAAGGCACGGAGCCAGAGGAUCGCGGCGCAGCUCACCACGGCACCCGCGCCCAGCUCCAAGGGCGUGCUGCUCUUCAACCGCCGCAAGCAGCGCGUCGAUGGGCUCGCCGGGGCUGCGCACGGCGGGGCGCUGCCGCUGAGCCCCGCGCCUCGGCCCCCGCCGGCAGCCAUGGAGGAGGGCGAGAGGCAGGGGAUGAAGCCAGAGCCUGACCGGCUCAGAACCCCGGCAGAGCGGCGACGGGCGGACACUUCCCCUUGCCGGGAGUCGCCUGCAGAAGCCCAACAAGUGCCACUCAGCGUCUACCUGAAGGAGAACAUGGCACUGGCUGCCACCAACGGUGUGCAGGAGCAGGCAGCCAGCAGGAUGGAGAGCGGGGUGGGGAGGCUUGAGGACGCAGCAGCCCCUGCCGGGGCGGGCGUGACGACUCCUGUCCCGCCACAAAGCCCCGAGGAGGGGAAGAGCAGCGGAGUGCCCGGAGAUGUGCCCAGCGAGGUGCCCAGCGCACCGGCAGGGACGGUCACAGGGCUGGCGUCGCCAGCCAGCCAGCAGCAGAACGGGGCACAGAACCGGCAGUACUACGAGGUCCAUCUCACCCUGGCCAAGCCCCAGCCUGUGAAGAACCGGACAGCCAGACCCUUUGGCACCCAGACAUCCCCUGCCAGCAGCCAUGCUGAGGAGGGACCCCCUGCCACUGAGCUGCCCCCACCACCCACCUAUGCGGAGACCCUGAGUAGCCCCCCACCGCUCACCCGUGUCCGCUCACCCCCUGCCUACUCGGCCUUGUACCCUCCCUGGGAACAGAAGGUGCUGCCAGGUGCCCCCCUGGGCUAUGGAGUGAGUGGGCCAAACCCCCUGCCCAAAACAGGGAUCCUGGAAGAGUCAGCUGCUCGGAGGGCCAGCAAAAAGCCUAUGUUCACCUUCGUGGAGAAGCCAAAGCUGGGCCCCAACCCUGACCUGCUGGACCUGGUACAGAGUGCAGACAGCAGGAAGAAGCAGAAGGAGCAGGGGGAGCCCGGUGUUGAGGAUGAGCCCUUUGCCCUCGGGGCUGAAGCCUCCAACUUUGUCCCCAACAGCACGGCCAGGAGUGGGCAGCAUCUUCCAGUGGCUGAUGAUGCUCCGGCGUGGUCGUCCUGCCUCAAGUCUCCUACCAUCAAGCCCAAGCCAAAGCCACAGCCCAACCACAACCUCACUGAAGCCAGAGGGAAGGGGGCUGAGCUCUUUGCCCGCCGGCAGUCCAGGAUGGAGAAGUUCAUCAUCGAAGCUCCCUCUCAGCCUGAGCUGCUGCGGUCCCCAUCACCCACAAUGUCCCUGCCUCCCUCCUGGAAGUAUGAUAUCAAUGCUUGCCUGUCACCCAUGGUCUCCAGACGUCCCUCUAGGAGUCCCUCCAGGCCCUCCAAAACCCCCCCAGCAUCUCUGUAUGGCGGCAACCUGAUGGAGAAUGAAGCCUCACAGAAGGAGCUGGAGAUCUCCAAGCACCAGCCCUACCAGCUCCAGUCUUCUCUCUUCAUCCUCUCCCCAUCCAAGGGGCCAGCUAGGUCCACGCCUCAGGAGGUGCCUCCACCCAGACCCUCUCUUCCCGACGCCUACCCCUACCCCCAGCAAACUUCCUGUCCCACCUCUCCGUUACCUCCUUCCCCAGUUUGGCAUCCCCCCACCAUGCCCAGCGCUGCUCAGACCACCUCCAACCCCUUUCCCGGAGCGGCCGGGGCUCCGCCCCUGAAUCCCAGCAGCCACGCCAACCCGGGAGCCCCGCCCGAAGUGCUGCUGGCCUCCCCGUGCCGCCUGCUGCCACCCCGAGCCAAGGCAGGCUUCCAGGCACCCCGGCCCUCCUACUCCACCAGGAACGCCGGCAUCGAGCCACAGGAAAGGCGGCAGUCCCUCCCCGCCUCGCCCACCUGGACCCCCCGGCCGGCACAACGCCCGGGCAGCCUGGACGGUUGGGCCAGCCCAGCCUCUGUGCCCGAGCUGGACGAGGGACCCCCCAUGUCACCUCCGUGGAGCGAGAGGUCCCUGUCCCCGCUGCGGCAGGAUGCGGACCCCCGGGCCAGCCGGCAGCUGCAGGCGCGGCUCGCCAGGAACAUCAUCAACGCUGCCCGCAGGAAGAGCUCCGAGCCCGGCGCCGCGGGGCCGGAGGGCUCCCGGCCCUUCAUCCCCAUCCUCUCCGGUUCCCCCAGCCUCCCCCAGUCCCCCCGGCCAGCACGGCUGGAGGGCUCCAGAGCCUUGGCGCUGCAGGCUGCCAGCAGCGUUCCCGGGAGCCUGGGCACCCCCUCGCCCAUACACAAAAGCCCCUUGCGAUCGCCCCGGGCAGACGGCCCCCCAUUUUGUACCUCCCCUGGGAUGCCUCGAGCUGCCUGGGCAGAGGGUCGCCGCCUCCUGGUGCAACCCAGCGUGUCCUCCUGCCCCGUCCCCAGGCUGUCCCCCAGCCCCAAGAGCCCUUUGCCAUCCCCCGUGGUGGGCGGGCGGUCCCCGGCCAAGCGAUGCACCUCCCGGUCCCCGACGGACUCGGACGUCUCCCUCGACUCUGAAGACUCGGGGACCAAGAGCCCCGGCAUCCACAGCUUCAACCUCUGCCCCCGGGGCUGGACCGGCAGCCUGCGCCUGAAGCCCGGGGGGCUGCCCUCGGGGGCCCCCUGCACCUCCUAGACCGGCCAGCCCCAGCCAGGUCACCCUCUUCCCGGUGAUGCCACCUGCUGAUCCCACACCGGGAACACCCCAACCUUCGGGGCUCAGGUCCCCGCAAAAAAACUGGCGUCCCCACUCCCCAGCGGAGCUGCCACAGCUCCUCGGCGUGCCAGAGGGGUCAGCUGCCUCCUACCCGCCCUCCAUCCCAUGGCCCACUCUAUUUUUACCACCUUAACCUUUCGGGGCAGGAC